CCAGCAGCAGCAGCAGCAGCAGCAGCAGCAGCAGCAGCAGCAGCAGCAGCAGCAGCAGCAGCAGCAGCAGCAGCAGCAGCAGCACCAGGUUCUUUUCUGCGGCUGGGAGCAGCAGACAGGAGCUAAAUAG
Messenger RNA from Eimeria necatrix, 130 nucleotides. RefSeq lists its product as hypothetical. The transcript has a single exon. Lineage: Eukaryota; Apicomplexa; Conoidasida; Eucoccidiorida; Eimeriidae. The annotation marks the transcript as partial. The record is from RefSeq and is a predicted model, not a curated record.